This is a messenger RNA of Cynara cardunculus var. scolymus (artichoke), 2275 nucleotides long. RefSeq names its product F-box/kelch-repeat protein SKIP11-like. The record is from RefSeq and is a predicted model, not a curated record. The transcript has 2 exons. Gene Ontology annotation, molecular function: protein binding. NCBI's taxonomy places the organism in Eukaryota, Viridiplantae, Streptophyta, Magnoliopsida, Asterales, Asteraceae. Gene Ontology annotation, cellular component: nucleus. Bases 585 to 1904 code for a protein of 439 amino acids.
CGUCCUCCUUUUUCUCCGACCUCCCUCCCUUCAUCUCUCUCUCUCUCGUCUCUCUCUCUCUCUAUCUAUAUAUCUAUGUGUGUAUAUAUAUAUAUGUAUGUAUAUAUACAGCUGUUCAUAUUAGAGAUAAUUUUCUAUAAACAAGUUCAGAUUUUUUUAUAUUACAAAUGAAGCAAUAAAAACAACAAAAUCAAACCCUCCUUGUUAUUCCCUAUAAGUUCUCUUACCCAACAAAUUUUAACCCUAAAAAGCCUUUUCCUUUGCAGAUUUCCAGAUAGAGAGAGAGAUAUAUAUAUAUACACAUAUAUAUACAUAUAUAUAUAUAUGUAUAUGUCCACAAAUACCUGUAUGCAGAGAUAGAGAAAGAAAGAAUUGAUGAACUAACAAAUUUCAUGUAGAGAAGAAAAGAGGGACUUUUUGGUAAUUUGGGGGCAUAAUUCGAUACAAAGAAGGAGGCAAAUCUUGCAUAUUUCUUCUUAUCCAAUCGUUGAAUCUUUCUUCCUGGUGAUUUGAGGGGAAGAAUUCAAGAAAUCUUGAUUAGGGUUCCCAAAAGUUUUCAUCUUUUGGGUUUGAUUCAAGAAGGAAUGUUGGAAGAGCCAUCCUUUGUGGUUUCCAGGAACUUUAAUUGCAAAAGGGAGAACUCUUGGGGUUUUAUGAGUAAUUGCAGGAUCGAAAAGAUCGAAUCUCACCACGAGAAAAGACCAUUAGAAAUCGGAGACGAUGAGGUUGUUCACGCUAGAAAAAUCUUGAAGCAAUCUAACGGCUACGAAAAUCUUGAUCUUGGAUUAGGGUUUCUUGAUCUUGCCAUAGCCUCGAGUGAACAGUCGGGCGACAACUCCGAUUCGAGUUCCCUGAUCCACGCCAUUGGUCCAGAUAACUCCAUCAGUUGUCUACUCCGAUGCUCAAGAUCUGAUUACGGUUCUUUAGCAUCACUAAACCGCAACUUCCGUAACCUCAUUAGGAGCGGAGAACUUUAUAGAUUAAGAAGGAAGAAUGGCAUCAUCGAACAUUGGGUUUACUUUUCUUGCCAUUUGGUCCAAUGGGAAGCUUUCGAUCCGAUUAAUCAGCAUUGGAUGCAUCUGCCCACAAUGUCUUCAAACACAUGCUUCCAGUUUUCUGAUAAAGAAUCUUUAGCAGUUGGCACUGAGCUACUUGUUUUAGGCAAAGAAGUUCUUGACCAUGUGAUAUAUAAGUAUAGUCUGUUAACAAACUCAUGGUCUUUUGGGCAGCUAAUGAAUGCACCCAGAUGCUUAUUUGGGUCCGCGAGUCUUGGAGAGAUUGCAAUUGUAGCCGGUGGGUCAGACCCGAAUGGGAAGAUCACGAACUCGGCUGAGCUCUACAACAGCGAAACGGGAGCCUGGGAGACGCUUCCGAAUAUGCUUAAACCGAGGAAAAUGUGUUCUGGGGUGUUUAUGGAUAAUAAAUUUUAUGUAAUCGGAGGGGUCGGAGGAAGCGAUAUGAAGGCGUUGACAUGUGGUGAAGAAUAUGAUUUGAGUACAAGGGUAUGGAAGGAAAUCCCCAAUAUGUCACCAGUGAGAACAGGUGGUGCCGCCAACGCCACGACCGCAACCGCCACCGAGGCGCCGCCUCUAGUUGCGGUCGUGGAUAAUGAGCUGUACGCUGCUGACUGCGCAGAUAUGGAAGUGAGGAAGUACGAUAAAGAAAGGAAAGAAUGGGAGACAGUAGGGAGAUUACCCGAAAGGGCGGAUUCGAUGAACGGAUGGGGCAUCGCCUUUCGGGGAUGUGGCGACCGUGUUAUCGUCAUUGGCGGGCCCAGAACCAGUGGGGCCGGGUUUAUCGAAGUGAAUUCGUGGGUCCCGAGAGACGGUCCACCGCGAUGGACCAUGCUUGGCAGGAAACAGUCCAGUAACUUUGUCUACAAUUGUGCAGUAAUGGGGUGCUGAAAAGCUUUGGAGUUGGAUGGUUCUCAUGGGGGAUAUGAUAUGAUUCUUGAUCAACAAAAGUUCCUCUUUUUCUCUCAUCAUUUUUCAUUGAAAAAGAAAAGAUUUUUAUUUGAGAUAAAGAUUUCUUGAAAUUGUCAUCUGUCACAGGGUUAGAGGCUUCUAAUAACACUUAGAUUUUUGUCCAAAAAAAAGGAAUUUGAUAUAUGGUUUUUAAUUUAUCUUGACAUUGCUCAAAGGAGAAAUAAGUCGCAAGAACAUACAAAUUGUAUUAGAUUCACAUAUGAAUAGGGCUUUUUCCUAUUGUUCUUGUACUUAUCUCUUCAUGUUUCUGUUAAUAAUGUGUUCUAAUCCCAUUGUGUUUCUCUUCGUAA